Hordeum vulgare subsp. vulgare (domesticated barley) is the source of this 681-nucleotide messenger RNA. RefSeq names its product probable WRKY transcription factor 38. Gene Ontology annotation, biological process: regulation of DNA-templated transcription. The coding region runs from base 244 to 681 and encodes 145 amino acids. Lineage: Eukaryota; Viridiplantae; Streptophyta; Magnoliopsida; Poales; Poaceae. The record is from RefSeq and is a predicted model, not a curated record. Gene Ontology annotation, molecular function: sequence-specific DNA binding; DNA-binding transcription factor activity. The transcript is spliced from 2 exons.
GGCAUCGUAGUCUACUUUUACGCACGCCGGAUGUGGCAGUUUUUUUUUUCAAUUUCAUUUUCGUUUUAUUUCAUACCUCGAGCUGUCGAGCGUGGAGCUACGUGAACAUCACACGUUGUUUAUUUUAUCUUUAAUAAGAUGGUUGCAUGCAUCAAUUGAUGCAGAGGCCGGGGGCUCGUUUCCUCCUUAUAAAAAAAUGUAUCUCGCUAAUUAAUUAUUUGCCACUUAUAUAUAUAUGAACCCAUGCUAUGUAGGAGGAACAACGAAAAGCGGUCAAGAUCACUUGUAACAAUUGUUCCACAUUACGAUGGCCAUCAUUGGAGAAAAUAUGGGCAGAAGAACAUCAACGGGAGGCAACAUGCUAGGAGCUACUACAGAUGCGCCUACACGGAACGGAACUGCUCAACAACCAAGACAAUCCAACAACAGGAUCAUAAUGGAACUCUUAAUUGUGAAGAUGAAACUGCAAAGUACAUUGUUGUGUACUAUGGUCAUCAUAGUUGCAGGGCUGACAUCACAAGAAAUGCCGCAAACAUUGACCCUAGUGUGGAUCUAAUUCAAAGUGGCAAAAUGGCUGGAGCAGUAACCGACUUUGAAAAGUUUGACCAGCAGGACUUGGACGUGUCGUCUCUGACAGAGGUGUUCGACAACCCUGAGCUGAAUUGGGACAUCAUUUGCUAG